AUGCAUAUAUUCCCAUGUACCACCCCAAAUCAAUAUUUAUUUAAAGAGGUUGAGGUUGACGAUAAUAUAAUUUUAACCGACCCGCCCGCUACGGUCGAUACGUUAUUAUUACGAAGGUUACGGAUUCUAGCUGGUAUUGAGAAGUUUAAGAGUUGGUAUAGAUAUAGUAGUAAUACGGGCGUUCUCCCCCUACUAGGUACCCAACUGACUUUACUAUGGGCGAGGAGGACGAGGUAUUUAAGGACGUUAAAUUAUAGUAACGUUAUUAGAAUUCUCGCUUCUAUAGCGGGUAGUACUACUAUUAGCGGUCCUAUACUUCUGUACCCGUUUCUCUAUACUUAA
Neurospora hispaniola is the source of this 342-nucleotide messenger RNA. RefSeq lists its product as uncharacterized. The record is from RefSeq and is a predicted model, not a curated record. The transcript is spliced from 17 exons. NCBI's taxonomy places the organism in Eukaryota, Fungi, Ascomycota, Sordariomycetes, Sordariales, Sordariaceae. Bases 1 to 342 code for a protein of 113 amino acids.